Microdochium trichocladiopsis is the source of this 344-nucleotide messenger RNA. RefSeq lists its product as uncharacterized. The transcript has a single exon. The record is from RefSeq and is a predicted model, not a curated record. NCBI's taxonomy places the organism in Eukaryota, Fungi, Ascomycota, Sordariomycetes, Xylariales, Microdochiaceae. The coding region runs from base 72 to 302 and encodes 76 amino acids.
CGAGGGAGAAUCUUUUUUUUCUUGUUCAGGUAUUCCUUGCCUGGCGUCGCGGGAGGCGCCGAUGGCUCGUGAUGGCUCGCUGGCUCGCUCGCAAAUGCCUACCCUUAUGGCCACCCAUCUAUACCAUGUGUGACGUAUCCGUCGUGGCCAAGGGUCUGUCUGUCAGCGUGCUGCUUUGUGCGGCACACAAGAAACUGGCAGCGCAGAAGCAGCGCACGUGUUUGCUCUCGAGUACCCUGAGGGCUCCCUCGACCUUCCAAACAUCUGCUGAGAGCAUUCCCGACACCGACACCGGCUCUUGACAUCUACAAAGCCCAUCUGGGAGAGCUGCGCGUGCCACCCCG